Lycium ferocissimum is the source of this 810-nucleotide messenger RNA. Its product is annotated as large ribosomal subunit protein bL35c. Gene Ontology annotation, cellular component: ribosome; large ribosomal subunit. Gene Ontology annotation, molecular function: structural constituent of ribosome. NCBI's taxonomy places the organism in Eukaryota, Viridiplantae, Streptophyta, Magnoliopsida, Solanales, Solanaceae. The transcript is spliced from 3 exons. The coding region runs from base 79 to 546 and encodes 155 amino acids. The record is from RefSeq and is a predicted model, not a curated record. Gene Ontology annotation, biological process: translation.
CCCUUUUCAAUCCUCACAUUAUCCAUAUACAUACUACUCUUUAGCCUCUUCAGAAAAAGAAAAAAGAAAAAAAGCUCAAUGACACUAACAAUGGCUACUUCAUUAUCAACUUCAUUAUUCUCAACAGUUCUUAACUUUUCCCCUAGAAAAACAACUGGUUUUACUUGCCUUACCUCAGUUAAAAUUCCAUCAAUUUCCAAGAAAACUUCACUUAAUCUUAGUUCUUCAAGAAACAUAUCAAUGUUUGCCCCAAUUGUCUUGAACAAAGUCUCUUUUGCUGCAAUACCCACUAAUGGAAAUUCAAAGACAUUGAGUGUAGUUUGCCACAAAGGGUACAAAAUGAAGACCCACAAAGCUUCAGCAAAAAGGUUUAAGGUGUCAGGUACUGGGAAGAUAAUGAGGAGGAGAGCUGGAAAGCAGCAUUUGCUUGGGAAGAAGAAUACCAAGAGGAAGAAUAGACUCUCGAAAAUGAUACAAGUUGACCGCAGUGACUACAACAAUGUAAUCGGUGCAUUGCCGUACUUGAAGGUAAACCGGGCCAACUAGGUCAAGAUGCAGUUAGCUACAGACUCUUCAUCAAGUUGCCAGAGCUCGAAGGGGUUCUCUCUUUUUGUGUAAAGGAUGAAGAAGCACCAUUGCUUUAUACACUUUUCCAACUUUCAUCCACCUGAAGUUCUUUGUACUAAUGAUUUUUUCAAGUCAUUAGGAUCUGUUAAGCACCAGUAAAUUCUGUUUCUUUUUCCCUUGUAAGUUUACUAGAAACUCUUCAAGCAUCAACUUAUAAUGAUCAUUUAUAAGUUUUUUGUGCAA